This is a messenger RNA of Maniola jurtina (meadow brown), 1035 nucleotides long. Its product is annotated as cuticle protein 19.8-like. The record is from RefSeq and is a predicted model, not a curated record. The coding region runs from base 52 to 1035 and encodes 327 amino acids. NCBI's taxonomy places the organism in Eukaryota, Metazoa, Arthropoda, Insecta, Lepidoptera, Nymphalidae. Gene Ontology annotation, cellular component: extracellular matrix. The transcript has 2 exons.
CACAGCUUCUAGCACCCCUGUGCACAUCAAAGCAUACCAAACAAAAACAAAAUGGUCUUCAAGUUGGUGGUGCUCUCCUGCCUGGUGGCUGCGGCGUACGGUAGCGCACCAGCAGCAAUCGCCGCGGCACCCGUGGCCUACGCCGCACCGGUCGCGGCGAGGCUGGAGGAGUUCGACCCCCUGCCGCAAUACAGAUUCGGAUACAACGUAGCAGACUCGCUUACCGGUGACUACAAGAGUCAGUCGGAGCAACGCGACGGAGAUGUCGUGCAAGGACAAUACUCCCUCGUUGAGCCAGAUGGUACUCGCCGUGUCGUGGACUACGCUGCCGAUUCCGUUAACGGUUUCAACGCUGUCGUGCGGAAGGAGCCCCUCGUAGCCGCCGCCCCUGCAGUCAUCGCUGAGCCCGCGGUCGUGUCCGCUCGUGUGGUCGCCCAACCCGCUCCUGUAGUGGCAGCGCGCUACGCUGUUGCACCUGCUGCUCCCGUGGCCGCCCGUUACGCUGUCGCCCCAGCCGCACCCGUAGUUGCAAGAUACGCCGCCGCCCCUUACGCUCAGUACGUCUCCGCCCCGUCAGCGCCUCUAGUGAGCGCCCGCUAUGCCGCUGCUCCGAUUGUAGCUGCGCGUUAUGCCUCCCCUUAUGCAGCUUACACCGCGCCCUACGCUACAGCAUACAGCUCUCAAGUGUCGUCUUACACUGCGGCCGCUCCGGUCGCUGCUUACGCCGCGGCCGCCCCUGUGGCUGCUUACACUGCGGCCGCCCCUGUAGCCACUUACGCCGCGGCUCCCUUUGCCUACACUGCGGCAGGCUCGGUAGCCGCUGCUUACACGGCAGCCGCACCCGUAGCCGCUGCGUACACCGCGGGCGCGCCGUUCGCAGCAUACACCGCCGCAGCCCCCGCUCGGUACGCCGUGCCAGCGACGUAUGCCGCCCCGGUAGCCGCGGCUCCCGCCCGAUUUGCCGCCGCCCCCGUGGCUGCUGCAGCGCCAGCGAAGCUAGUCGAAACUGCCGCUGCCGGAUACCGUUACCCUUAG